AUGAAUGUGUUAGCCCCCAACGUGGUACAGCAACUGUCACUAUCUUUCUCAAAAUCGUUUUCAUGUUUUGAAUGGCAGAACAAGAGCAAGAAUGGGCUAUUCCUCACAGUGACAGUAGCAAAACCACCUUCUCGGUCAACUGUGAUCCGGAUGGGUGGAGGGCCAAGGACAUUCCCAGGUGGGGUGUCCAAGUGGCAGUGGAAGAGAAUGCAGGCCAAGAAGGCCAAGCAGCUCAUGAAAGCACGGCUAUGCCGGGAGCGGCAGAUAUAUGAAAUGAGGAAGAGGGCUGAACUUAAGGCUGCCGUGUCUGAGCUGGAGAAGCCUUGGGAGGUGGUUGAGAAGCCCCCCAUGUUGUUCUCUAUCAAAGCUGAUGAGCAGCUCAAGGUUUUGGCUGAUAGGUUUCAGAAGCCUGGUGGGUUUGACCUUUGGACUGAAAAUGAUGGACCACAGUUGUUUCAAACCCCUGACGAGUUGCCUUCUGCGAGGUUCUUUCCUAAAGGGGUUGUUCAUAGUAUCAAGCCUUAUAUGAAGGUUACUAGUGAUGACUUGUUGGAGGAACCAGAUGUUCUGGAAGAUGAUGGUGGGGAAGGGUAUUGGUUAGAGAAUGUCGCUGAUGAUGAAGGUGAUUCUUCUUCUCCUUCGAAUUAUGGGGACAAUGGAAUGAAUGUGGGUGUCCAAUUUAGAAAUAAUGGAAAUGGAAGGAGGUAUUUGUCAGAGAGUGUUGAUCGGUCUAACGAUGGGGAGCGUUAUUCUCAUUUGAGUAGUGGGAGAAAUGAAUUGAAUGGUCGUGGUGGAUUGAGAAAGAAUCGGAAUGGGAGGAGGUAUUUGUCGGAGGAUGUUGAUCAGUCCCAUUACGAGGAGCGUUCUUCUCAUUUGAGUAGUGGGAGGAAUGAACCGAAUGUUCGUGGUGGGUUGAGAAAGAAUGGGAGGGGGAGGAGGUAUUUGCCGGAGGAUGUUGAUCGGUCCCAUGACGGGGAGCAUUCUUCCCAUUUUAGUAGUGGGAGGAAUGAUUUAAAUGUUCAUGGUGGAUUGAGAAAGAAUGGGAACGGGAGGAGGUAUUUGUCAGAGGAUGCUGAUCGGAACCAUGACGGGGAGCGUUCUUCUCAUUUGAGUAGUGGGAGGAAUGGAUUGAAUGUUCGUGGUGGAUUGAGAAAGAAUGAGAAUGGGAGGAGGUAUUUGUCGGGGGAUGUUGAUCGGUCCCAUGGUGGGGAGCGUUCUUCUCAUUUUAGUAGUGGGAGGAAUGGGUUGAAUGUUCGCGGUGGAUUGAGAAAGAAUGGGAAUGGGAGGAGGUAUUCGUUAGGGGAUGUUGAUCUGCCAGAUAAUGAAGAGCAUUAUUCUUCUUUGAAUUCUGGGAGGAAUGAAUUGGAUGUUGGUGCUAGUAUGCGGAAGCACAGGAAUGGAAGGAAUUUUAUUUCUAAGGGUGUUGAUGGGCCAGAUGGUGCAGAGCGAUCUUCUCCUUCUCAUGUGAGGAAUGGAGUGAGUUUUAAUGGCAAAUUUGGGAAUAAAGGGAGUGCGAGGGUUAUAUCCAAGGAUGGUCACACUGAUCGCUCUAAUGGAACUGGUGAUGUUAGAUCAAGAAGGAAGGAGAGUGGAAGGGGGUCUAUGUCAAAGGAUGUUAGUGGGCCUAAUGGGAUGUAUGCAGGAAGAGAUGGUUCUGUUAGAACACAAAGAGGGGGUAGUUCCGUUGCAGGCAGAAGUUAUGGAAAAUAUACUCAGAGGACUUCAAAAAAUGCUUCACAAAGGGUUAGAGAUGCAGAUUCUGAAGUUUAUGAUAUGGGUUUGCAACAAGAUGGAAGUUAUAAAUUCUUAGAGAGUGAGCAAUCUGACUCUACAGGUUGGUAA
Lathyrus sativus (Indian pea) is the source of this 1842-nucleotide messenger RNA. The record is from the annotation of a GenBank genome assembly. NCBI's taxonomy places the organism in Eukaryota, Viridiplantae, Streptophyta, Magnoliopsida, Fabales, Fabaceae.